CCGCAAUUUGAACUUGGUUUGAGGGGAAAAAAAGUUUUAUGUCUUCUUAAAGUCUUAAUAAUAAAACAAAAACGUAUUAUGUUGAUGUGUUUCCAAAAAUAAUAUGUUUGAAUAUUAUCAUAUUUAACAAAAAACGCACUCAGCGACCUCUCUUUUGCGCGUUAAUCACAUUUUAAACACGUUGUUCAUCUAUAUUUAGUCCAAAAUGCUGCGAUGGGCUCAUCACUCAUUAAGACUUUAUGGGGAAACCCGAGACCCAAGCUACACUUUAGUCUACUUCUUCCUCGGUGUUGAGUGUGCAUUGCAUGUGUUCGAAUUACUAACGCGCAACUAUCUAUCUAGUUUCUUUGGAGGGAACUCGCUCCAAGGGCUGCAGGCAUCAGUUUAACACGGUCUCAGGCGCCAUCUAGUGUACAAAGGUGGAAACUGCAGUGCCCCAAUUUGCAAGUGCAAUGUGAUUUGGGUCAUUUCUGGGUCGUUUUGGGUUGGUCUGAGAAUGUUGUAUCGAGCAGGGUUGAUUCCCUUGGGUAAUGCUUGGCUUCAGUGGGUUAGGAUCGGCCCGGGUGAUGUUCUGGUGAUGCUCUUGUAUAACUAAAUGUGCUCUGAAAUGGUGUCAAACAGACCUCAAGUGCGCAUUGACAACUUGAUUUGCUUGAGGGGCGACCUAAAUGUAUUUUUUUAAAUGUUAUUAUAGCUCAACAUUUGGCAUUGUGGUUCUGAGCCCGUUGGACGUGAUCUAACAUGUUGCUCAGUAAACACUUGGUUUGAGGAUGUGAACAAAGGAGGAAUGGUAACCACAGAUCACACUUUUAUCUCUGAUGUUGAAGUUUUCCGAUGGAGAAAAGGUAAUAAUGCGUAUUAAAGUUGGGAUACAUUAGUCCUUUGAUGCGCAAUAGAAACUUUUCAUCAUCUGUCAUAUAAGGUAUGUAUGACUAUAAUCCCCACCUGGCACAAAGAAUACAUGUGCGGCUAAGUUACAUACGGCAGCUAUGCGCACAAAGCAGAUGAACAGGUGGUCAUCUGGCCUGUGUGUGAUGUGUGUGUGUGUGUGUGUGUGUGUGUGAUGUGUGUGUAUGUGGACGUCAGAGAGUCCACGCACUCACCUGCUCGCAUUGUUCUUUGUGCUUCAUGCUUAAGGUGUGUCGCCAUGAAUAAAAACAUGUUUGAGCAAUGCUUAUCGAGGCCUUUGUGUCCACUCUGUUUAAUCGGUCAUGAGUCAGAUGGAUGGGUAGAUGAGUAGAAAGAUAAAUAGAUGGCCACAUGGAUAGGCAGAUAUGGAUAGAUCGAUGGAUGGAUGGAUGAAUGAUAGAUGGGUGGUUACAUAAAAACAGAUAAAUGGUUAGCUAGAUGGACGGACGGAUGGAUUGAUAGAUGGUGGAUGGAUUGACAGACUGACAAAUGGAUGGAUGGAUAGAUAAAAACAGAUAGAUGGAUGGAUGGAUAGAUAGCUAAAUGGAUGGACAGACGAAUGGAUAGAUGAUGGAUAGAUGGUCGGAUGGAUGGAUGGGUAUUUCGAUAGAUAGCUAGAUGGACAGACGGGUAUAUGGAUGGACAGAUGGAUAGAUUGCUAACUUAUGGAUUGAUAGAUGGAUGUACAGAUGGUUGAAUGGAUGAAUGGGUAGAUCAGCAGAUAGCUAGAUGGACUGAUGGACACAUAGAUCAAUAGAUAGAUGGUGGAUAGAUGGACGGACGGACAACCGUACGGAUGUAUAGAAAGAGAGAUGGAUGGAUGUAUUGAUCAAUAGAUGGACGGACGGAUAGAAGGAUAGACAGACUGAUAGACUGAUGAUGACAGGAUGAAUGGAUAGAUUGACAUAUCUCUAUUUGCAUGGAUGGAUCGAUAGAUGAUGGAUAGAUGGACGACCAGAUGAAUGGCUAGACUGAUGGACGGUAGAUCGACAGAUAGAUGGAUGGACGAACUGAUAGAUAGAUAGACUGAUAGAUAGAUGGAUAGAUUUUUAAAAAUGAUAGAUUGGUAGACUGAUAUAUAGAUAUUUGGAUGGACGGAUGAAUGGAAUCAUGGUUGAUGGAUGGAUGGACGGCUGAUGGAUUGAUAGAUGGAUGAAUGGCUGAUAGACUGAUUGAUAGAUGGAUGGAUGACUGAUAGAUUGACAGAUAGGUGGAUGGAUGUUUAGAUAGACGGACGGGAAAGAACGGAUGGUUCUCGGAGUAUGUGAUGACUCAGAGUUAAUUAUCUGACAGGAAUCAAUAGCGUUCGUGUUUGAAUCAAGGUACAGCCGAGAUCCACCCCUCUAGAACGCGCGGAUCCUUCCGUUCUUCGCAUUGUUAACACACGAAGACAUGCUUUCUUUUUUUCCCUCUAUCCUGCGGUGCACGUCUUGUAUAACUCUCAGCCCGGUACCGCAGCAAUGAAAUGAUUCAUUGGCUUUAUUGCAUUUUAACAGGAUGUUGAUUGAGAACAUAAGCCGUAUUGAUCGCCCUGAUGGAAACAGGAAAUCACAGAGAUAUAAAUAAAAUCAUUUGUUGUUCCCCGUGUGAGGAUACCCGGGGGAACUGCAUGCAAUUACACACUGUUGAGUGGCAUUACCCCCAGCAACCUCCUCCCCUCCGUUCUCUCCCCAGUGGAGACCUGGAAGAGACGUCAUCUGUGGUUGUUUUUGCUGCGAAAUGACGCUGCCGCUCUCUCCGCCCCCCCUGCUACUGCAAUAUUACCCCUGUGGUCUGUUACGGAAGAUGCAGCACUUUGUCUGCACCAUUUCCAGCAUGACGUUUGACGCCGUUUGACAGUAAUGAGCCCUCUCCCUUCAUUUCCUUAAUGUGGAAGUGGAACCAUUUGUGCGCAGUGCUGAGAAUAAUAUCAGCCUAAAUGCAUCCUACACGCUAACGCUUGUGACUGGCAUCGAUCCUGUAAACCGACAUGAUAUUCUGUGCUGGGAAGGCCCACUGAUUGGAAUCCAAACAAUAAUGAGGGGUUAAUCUGUGUGGUUUAGCAUAUAAUUAGCUUUCAUGAGUAUGGAUUUGCUCUUUACGCCGUCCUUUGUCCUUAUUGUGGUUUUAAUUGGUGAGAGGGAAAAAUACCCACAAUCUCUUGGCAAGCCGGCCCCUCCCUGCACGUCCUCCCCCAAACCCAGUCACACAUUGUGGAGAAGCGCGUCACCGAGCUUGGGGAAUGAGUGGCUCAUUAAGAAGAAGGAUGUGAUAUUCUGAAUAGACUGUGAGACUCCCAGCACAUCUAUUUUUAGAGUGGAUAUCUCUAUGGCAGUCACCGUCAUGUUGGUUAAUUGCAGCCCCAGACACCAAUUAAGAAGGAAACAAAUGCUUUUAAGACAGGGUUUGCUCCUUCUUUACGGUAAAGGUUCCUUGCGUCCACUCUCAGUAGAGACAGUGUGUGUGUGUGUGUGUGUGUGUGUGUGUGUGUGUUUGCUCACUGCGUUUUCCUGCAUCAGGUUGAGACAUGCACAAUGCAGUCAAAGCCUCGAUCAGGUUUUGUUUUUGAAAGGAUUCCCUGUGGAAAAAAGGUCGUCGGGUACCCGCCAUUUUGACGAAGACGCACUUUUGGAGUCGCACCUUGCAGGGUUUAUCGGUGAAAAGACCAACACUUUCCAGGGUCCCUCCCGUUUUCCCCGGGACACUACACUAGUUUGCCCUUCUUUCCGAGCACCCUCACAUUUUUAUAGCCUCUCGGAUUUUUCCCAGGGAGAGUGCGGAGGGGUGUUGGUGGAAAUACCUGAGGAAGACCACGUCUUCCCUUAUUUUCUCUUAUUUUUCUUGAAAAUUCCUCAAAUUGUCAUAUGGAAAUUUUGACAUGUAUGCUCCUGUUUUCACCAGCACCCUCUCAUUUGAAUAGUUUCUGGUAUUUUUCCUGAACAUUCUGGUGAACCACAACAUUUUUCCUUAUUUUAUUUUUAUUUUUUUCAUUUUCCCCUAUUAUUUGGGAAAAUUUCCAUUUUUUCAUGUGCUCAUGUUGAUGUGUUGAGCUCCCGUUUUCUUUUUUUUUUCCUUCUUUCCCAGCGCCCUCCCAUAUUUUUCCCAGGGCGGGGUGAGGAAGGGAGGGAUGAUGGUGGAGAUACUGGUGGACAACCCCACCUUUCAAUAUUUUCCAUCAUUUUGCCUUAUUUUUCUGGAAAUUUUCCCUUAUUUUCAUAUGGAAAUGUUGACAGUUCCACCAGGUUAGAAGAGUGAUGACCAUCCUGUUCCUUACUAUGGUUAUUUCAUACUUCAGUUGCAUGAGAGCCGCGCCCCUGAGAGACGCCCCAGGCAUGCAGGGCCAUCGGACGGAAGGCUACCUGGGCGCCAUCGCCGCCGCCGCCGCCGCCGCCGCAAGAGGCCACGGGACUCCACAGAGCGGCGGGGGGCCGGGCCAGCGUGGGGAGCUGCCCUCGCUCACAGACACCUUUAAGCAGGUGAUAGAGGAGCUGCUGGAGGUGGAGGGAGAGGCGGAGGCGGCACAACUGGGACAGGGGGCCGGCGGGGGUCGAUCGGCGGCGGCGGCGGCCUCCGACAGCAAGGAUGUCGACAUGUACAACGCGAGGGUGGUGAUCAGCAACCAAGUGCCUUUGGAGCCGCCGUUGCUCUUUCCCCUGGAGGAAUACAAAAACUAUCUGGACGCCGCGAACAUGUCUAUGAGGGUGCAGCGACACUCGGAUCCCUCGCGGCGUGGAGAGCUCAGCGUGUGUGACAGUAUUAGCCAGUGGGUGACAGCUGUGGAUAAAAAGACGGCAAUAGACAUGUCCGGGCAGACAGUUACCGUCAUGGAAAAGGUCCCUGUCCCCAAUGGCCAACUGAAGCAAUACUUUUAUGAGACCAAAUGCAACCCCAUGGGGCACACAAAGGACGGCUGCAGAGGAAUAGACAAGCGGCAUUAUAAUUCCCAAUGCAGGACAACCCAGUCCUACGUGCGAGCGCUCACCAUGGAUAGCAAAAAGAAGAUUGGCUGGCGCUUUAUAAGGAUAGACACUUCAUGUGUAUGCUCUUUGACCAUUAAAAGAGGGAGAUAGUGUAUAACAUGUAUAGAUUUUAUUGAAGAGUUUAAAAAGAGAAUACAGAGAAAAUAUCUAUUUGUAUAUAUACAUAACAGGGUAAAUUAUUCCGUCAGAUGAAAAUUUUAUGGACUGCAUGUAAAAGAAAAAAAAAUGAAGUUUAUACAGUAAAAGUGAUAUAACAGUCUAUUUAUUGAACAUAUUCAUGACCUUGUAAACGAUUAAAAAAAAUCUGAUCAGUCAUUUGCGCCCACUUUAAAUUGUCACAUUCCUCCAAACAUUUUCUUUUGCCAAGAUUUACAAAAUGAAGGAAGAGAAAAAGGGGGAAAAAAAAACAAAACAACAACAACAACAACAGGAAUGAUGAGUGAGGACAGUUCCAUCGUCAAAAGCUUGCAUGCUGCUUCAAUUGUGAAUCCAGAAAUUCUCCACUUAACAAAAAACAACAAAAAAAAAAAAAUAGGAUGCUGACCAAAAAACUUUCCGUUUACAUACUCGGCGGAAAACAACUUUCCUCUCAAGUAAUUUAUCUGUUUACUGUUCUAAACUUCUCAAGGUAUAAUGUUGGGAUUACAUACUAUGUCAAGGUGCUGUUGUCAAAGCUUUGCUGUUUAUUUUUUUAUUCCCACCAGAGAAAGAUAUAUAUAUUAGAAAAGAAAUGUAUAUAUAUAUAAUGAGACAUGUUUCUGGGUUAAUAUUAUUCAUUUUGUAUGUUGUGAAGUUGUUUGCAAUAUUAAACUGAAAUAUUUGAAGAAAUAAAAAUGACUAUAGGCAACUGAAAAACGAAAAACGAUGUUUCACCCCUCCACUUUUAGGUAUAUGCACGAAUACCGCAGCACAUAAAACAGACAAAACUCGACCGAGGGAGCAGAUAAUACAGAGGAUGCCCGGAUAUUUGCAGAUUUUUGGUUCAAAAAUGUGCAUUGUUUUCUCCAAAAUAGUUCUUUUCCCGCACAAAACACUUCUCAUUCACCCUGCGUCGGUAAGAAUAAUAAUAUAUACAGUGGAUCCCCACACAUUUUCCAGUCAGUAUUCACGGCCACAAAAAUGUGCAGAUUUUUGGUCAUGAAAGUCAUUUUAUUUAAUUUUUUUGCCGAAAAUAUUUUUUUUCCACAGAAAACACGCCUCAUUCACCCUUAGUCGGUAAUUACUUAUAAAUAAAGUGUUAAAAACUCCACUAUUUUUACUUGUUUAUGUCUUUAUGCUUUAAUCGUAAUGUUUUUUCGGAAAACGUUGUGAUUUCACACUUUAUUCGGCGGUACUUGAACGCACCAUGCAGUGGCUCCCCGCACAUUCGCGAUUCAGCAUCCACCACCACGCGAAUUUGCGGGAUUUUCGUCUUGAGAUUUCCCACUUUCUUUGGCGGUACUAGAAGGCACCAUAGUUGCUGUGAGAUGCAAAAGUGAAACCUAUAUGCAGUAGCUCUGCGCACAUUUGCAAUUCAGCAUUCAUGGACACAAAAACAUACAGAUUUUUUAGUCUUAAAAUUUAUUUUUAAUUUUUUUUUCACCUAACAUGUUUUUUUGUUCCUCAGCAGAAAACAUAUCUCGUUCCCCCUAAGUCGGUAGUCAUUUAUAAAUAUGCGAUAAUACAGGUCAAAUAUGCAGCAUCUUUAUGUUUUUAUUCUUCACCAAUAAUGUUUUUCGUCAAGCGUUGAGAUUCCACACUUUGUUUGGCGGUACUCGAACGCACCAUACUUGCUGUGAGAUGUAAAAGUGAAACUAAUUUACAGUGGACCCCCGGGCAGUCGCAAUUCAGCAUCCACGGCCAAGAAUUUUGUGGAUUUUUAGACAUAAUUGUUUCUAUUCGCCGAAAAUAUUUCUUUCCCACAGAAAACACAUCUCAUUCACCCUGUCAGUAAUCAUUUAGAAAUAUGAGAUAAUACAGGCAAAAUGUACAGCAUGCAUGUACCACUGUUUAAAAAAACCACAUCUUUAUGCAUCACAGAUGUUUUCGUCAAACGGUGAGAUUUCGACUUUGUUUGGUGGUACUUGAACACACCAUAGAUGCAAAAGUGAAACUUACAUUAAUAUAUACAGUACAAAAAUAUUUUUUUUAUGCAGACAAAACACUUCUGAGCCGCCCUAAGUAUUUUUCAAGCCCAAAAUCAUUCAGUGAGUUUCAAAAUGUUCACAUAAAAGGUUUUGAUAUCAGCAAUAGUGGGAGGGGUGGUGGUUACAGACACAACAAGAGAGCAACAGGAAGGAGGGAGACAAAAGAGACAACCAAAUUUUUAGUCAAGAAUUUAUUUUUUUAAGCAUAUUUAGUCCAAAAAUAGGCAGUUUGGUUCCCACAGAAAACAUCUUAUUUUGACAAUUAUGUGAUAAUUCAGGUAAAGCAUACAGCAUACAUGUGCCACUGUUAAAAAAAACAAACCAUUUUUACAUGUUUAUGUCUUUAUUCUUCACUGAUAAUGUUUUUUCGUCAAAUUUUUAAAAACGAAAAAAAAACUACAGCAAAAAUGGAAAAAAGGACAGCAAUCUUAUGAGAAUAAAAACCAAAUAUUAAGAGAAUAAAGUCAUAAUAUUGAGAGAAAAAAAAUACAUAAAUGUAAAUAUUACAGGUGAAAGUCAAAUUUUUCUUCAACAGUCGAGAAAAACAAACAAAACAAAGAAUAAAGUUGCAAUUUUAGCAACUUUAGGUUGGGUAAAAGUUACAACGUUAACGACAAUAAAGUCCAAAUAUUAUGAGAAUAAAGACAUAACGUUAAGAGAUAAAAAUGUACAUAUGAGAACAAAGUUGAAAUAUUUGUUUAAAAAAUAAUAAUAAAAAUGGGAAAAAAUGGGAAAACGAGCAAAAAUAGAGUAACAUUAAAAAAGUGAAUUCAUCCUAUAAUAUGCAUGUCACCGAAAACACAAAACUGACAUGCAGGCUCUUUUUUUUCCCUUGAAAUAUACAAAAAACAUCUCAGCGUAGCUGCAUGGCUUGGUUUAGAAAAUUAGAUUUUUCAGUAUGAAUACUUUUUCCAACUUCAAACAUUUUGACACCCCACCAUUACAACCCGAAAAAGUCGCUAUAUUUGUCGCUCCGAUCCCUCCUGCCACGUUUUCUUAUUCUCUGGCAGACCAGGUGCGGAUGAGGUGUGGUGUCAAGCGGGGUUACGAUGCCACCUAACUGUAAAGGGUUGUAACAACAAACUACACAGACAGUCCCGUUAUAAUGUGUGUUUUUUCUAUGCAUUUGUGACGGUCCAACUUUAUUUGUGGCGAGCCGCAAAAAAUCAAGGGUACUUGCAGUCGUUCCCAGAUGUUGACAGUUAAACGUCUGCACAUGCAAGUGUGGACUCGUGCGAGCAGGCAAUGGUUUCUCUUCAAACAUGCCGGAAGGCUUCACCCACCCGUACGUCUUUGUGCUUUAAAACCAACAGCUGACGACUCGUAAAUCCUGUCGUGAAGUCUUCGACAAAAGAGCCGUCAUCCGACACAAAGAUCUGAAGAAAAACCCCGACUUGUGUUUGGGUUGAAAGGUUGCGACAUCUUCGUUCCCUUCGGUUUGUUUUCUUUCAAAGAGUCAGACAAAGGAACGCUCUAAGAACUAAGAAAAAUAACGAAAAAGCCUCAAGAAAGGUGCCAUGUUUGUGUUGCAUGUGAUACAUUCUUGCAGGUAAGUUUGGGUUUUUGCAAUUUGGGAAACAAGCUGCUCAAACACGCUGCUGCAGAGGAAGAAGCAGCAGAGAAAGGAUGUUCUACUUUCCCCACCAGGA
This is a messenger RNA of Dunckerocampus dactyliophorus (ringed pipefish), 8643 nucleotides long. It is a transcript of the gene bdnf, whose product is annotated as brain-derived neurotrophic factor. Lineage: Eukaryota; Metazoa; Chordata; Actinopteri; Syngnathiformes; Syngnathidae. The transcript has 2 exons. Gene Ontology annotation, molecular function: growth factor activity; nerve growth factor receptor binding. The record is from RefSeq and is a predicted model, not a curated record. Gene Ontology annotation, biological process: cell surface receptor protein tyrosine kinase signaling pathway; regulation of neuron differentiation; nerve development. Bases 4143 to 4958 code for a protein of 271 amino acids.